UUGCGGGGUUGGUCCACUUCGGUCCGAGCUCCGGCCGGUCAUAGAUACACGAGUCAAAUGCAAUCGUAUUGGUAUUAGUACACUAAUGUGAAAGAGUAUGGACGGCAUUCAUUAUACGUUAUCUCGAUCCGCAUAGUUAAAGAGAACACGGAAUACAUUUCAUCAUAAUUUAGCCACCUUUUGCCAUGGCAAUCCAGAAUGCGUCUCCAGUCGUCAGCUCCACUGGCAAAACACGCCUCCAACAAUCUUUAGAGCAGGCGAAGGACAAUCGAGGACCCAGCCUGGGGCAAUGGCUAACCUUUCCUGGCCAUGCGCUCGCAAAGACAAUUGCCUCGCUUGGUCCAGACUGGGUUCUCAUCGACUGUGAGCACGGUCAUAUCGACGACCAUGACAUGUAUCUUCAGAUCAGUGCCAUCUCGUCGAGCGGAGUUUCGCCCGUUGUGAGACUCCCAGCAGAUGAGCCGUGGAUGGUGAAGCGAGCACUGGAUGCUGGAGCGCAUGCUAUCAUGGUGCCCAUGUGCGAGACUAAGGAGCAGGCGCAAAGAAUCGUCGAAUCGGCAAAAUAUCCUUCCAAAAGGUAUCCUACUGGAUUUAGGGGUACUGGAGCUAUGUUCGCCCCAGCAGCUUUUAAUCUAACCGGGCGUGAUUAUCUCCUCAAUGCGAAUACCAAUGUUAUGAUAUUUGUCCAAAUCGAGUCGCGAAAAGGCGUAGAAAAUGUAGAAGAGAUUGCGAACGUUGACGGAAUUGAUAUGCUCUUCAUCGGCCCAAAUGACCUUGCCUCUUCACUUGGCUACGUAGCUUUCGAUCAUGCUACAACUCCCGAGGUUCAGGAGGCCACAGAGCGCGUUCUCAAAGCCACAUUAGCAGCAGGAAAGUAUGCGGGUCAUUUCGCACUUGAUGCUGCAACAGCUGCGGAAAGAUACAAGAAAGGCUUCCAUUUUGUGAAUUGCGGCGCCGAUAUUGUUGCUCUCACAGCCUCGAUAUCUGCUGAGGUCCAGAGGGUGAAGGCUUUGACAUCUGAGACUGCAGGUAGCGCCGACAAUGCUCGUACAAACGGUGAUGCGCCCAAUGACGACGGUUCAAUAGAAAGUAGAAAUUCAGAUAAUAUAAAAGUUUACUGA
Molecule: messenger RNA, 1121 nt
Organism: Aaosphaeria arxii CBS 175.79
Lineage: Eukaryota; Fungi; Ascomycota; Dothideomycetes; Pleosporales
Product: 2-dehydro-3-deoxyglucarate aldolase
Exons: 4
Coding region: 186-1121 (311 amino acids)
Biological process (GO): lipid metabolic process
Cellular component (GO): cytoplasm
Molecular function (GO): aldehyde-lyase activity; phosphoric diester hydrolase activity
Source: RefSeq, a predicted model, not a curated record